Molecule: messenger RNA, 1563 nt
Organism: Labrus bergylta (ballan wrasse)
Lineage: Eukaryota; Metazoa; Chordata; Actinopteri; Labriformes; Labridae
Source: RefSeq, a predicted model, not a curated record
GAGCUGAAGAGCGUUGGCCUGGAUCUUUCCCAUGAUGCAGCAGACCUGCCUAUCAACAGGCCCAAAAACAGAUACACCAACAUCCUGCCCUACGACUUCAGUAGGGUGAAGUUGAUCUCGAUGCACAACGACGAAGGUUUAGACUACAUCAACGCCAACUACAUACCUGGUUACAAACACACUAAAGAGUACAUUGCCACUCAGGGUCCACUGCCAGAAACUCGAAACGAUUUCUGGAAGAUGGUUCUGCAGCAGAAAUCUCCGAUCAUCGUCAUGCUCACACAGUGCAACGAACGACGCCGGGUGAAGUGCGAUCACUACUGGCCGUUCACAGACGAACCGGUGAUGUACGGAGAGAUCAGCGCCGAGAUGCUCUCAGAGACGGAAUCUCCAGAGUGGAUCAUCAGGAAGAUCAGACUGGGAUAUGCCGAUGAGUCUCAGGACAUCCUCCAUCUAAACUACACCUCGUGGCCCGAUCACGGCGUCCCAACGGUCAACGCCAUCGAGAGCAUCCUGCAGUUCGUCCACAUCGUCCGUCAGCAGGCCAACCGGACCAAAGACCCCAUCAUCGUCCACUGCAGCGCUGGAGUCGGCAGGACGGGGACCUUCAUCGCUCUGGAUCGUCUGAUGCAGCACAUCAGAGAGCACGAGUUCGCCGACAUCCUGGGCAUGGUGUCCGAGAUGAGAUCCCACCGUCUGUCCAUGGUCCAGACCGAGGAGCAGUACGUGUUCAUCCAUCAGUGCGUCCUGCUCAUGUGGCAGAAGAAGAAGCAGCAGUCCAUCACCUCUGAUGUCAUCUACGAGAACGCCAGCAAGACAUAAUGACGGCGGCUCGUUCACACGCUGCGAACACACCGGCCUCCUGUGCUUCAGGCAUCCAUUCUCUGCAGAAGAAGAUCCGCUUCAUCAUCAGUAUCAAAAUAAAAACAACAGCCUAACAUCUCGACGACAAGAGGAAAAAAAAAUCCAGUAUUAUGUUUGAAUUAAAGCAUGGGACGGGGAUCUGCCUUAAAGAGCCGAACUGACGAACAAACACACCCUGAACCCUCUGAACCGGACUGAUUCAACGUGUGUGUGUGUGGGGGGGGGGAGUCAGGGGAGCGUUAACGAGCUCCGUCCUGUGAUUGGAUGUCUACACUGUGUCCGUCCCUGUUCAGAUGACGUGAGGAGGCGAGUCGGUGGAGCAGAGUCAGCAGUUUUAUUUACAUUGUUUUUGUUUUAAUCUCAGGAGUAGCUGAAAAACCAGCGAGAACGCUGGCCUCUUCCUCCACUCCGACCGUCAUUCAGCAUCCGUUAGCUCUAGGUUUUAGUGUAGCUAGAAUGAAUCACCUCUCAGCAGUGAGCAGCUGUCCUGGUGAUGAAACGACCGAAUUGUAGGCGGUAAAUUUCAACGUUACACUGCCAAACAUUCAAAACACCGACUGCUAACAUGCUAGCCAACUGCCAGGACUGCUGCAUGGAUCACAUUCACUGAAGAACCCAGCAAGCAUUCAACAAAGGACAAAGUUCUGGAAAUAUUAGCACAAAAUUUUAAAUUUUAUAUUAAAGCUGAUUUUAAUCAAA